CUGGCUUCAUCCAGUCGAGUGCUGAGCGUCAGUGGAGUGGAGAGCGCGAGAGCCCAGCACCACAAUAAUGGCAACCACAACAGCAGAAGGCGAAACCCGUCAAAGACUGCUGCGAAACGUGAAGAAGGAGGUCAAGCAGAUCAUGGAGGAAGCAGUCACAAGGAAGUUUGUUCAUGAAGACAGUAGCCAUAUUGUCUCAUUCUGUGCUGCUGUUGAAGCCUGUGUGCUUCAUGGGUUAAAGCGGAGAGCUGCUGGUUUCCUACGAAGCAACAAGAUAGCUGCGCUCUUCACCAAAGUGGGCAAAAGCUUCCCUCCAGCUGAAGAGCUGUGCAGAAAAGCCCAGGAGCUGGAACUGGUCUUUGAGAGCAAACGAAGUCAGUCUCUCUCAUACAGUGAAAGCACCCGUAAGAUGCCCAAAGUCCCAAACUUCUCACCUCAGGCCGUCAGACAUGUGUGGAUCCACACCGCACUCAUUGAGAAAGUGCUAGACAAAAUCGUGCUGUACCUGGUGGAAAACAGCAGUAAGUUUUAUGAGAAGGAGGCUAUCCUAAUGGACCCUGUGGACGGCCCUAUCCUCGCCUCUUUGUUAGUGGGCCCCUGUGCGUUGGAGUACACUAAAAUGAAGACGGCAGAUCAUUUCUGGACGGAUCCUUCAGCUGACGAGUUGGUGCAAAGGCAUCGUAUUCACAGUGGCCAUUGCCGACAAGACUCUCCUACAAAGAGACCUGCCCUCUGUAUUCAGAAAAGACACUCCAGUAGUAGUAUGGAUGAAAGGCCAUCUCCCUCCCCCUCUGCCAGAGAUUAUGUGGAGUCUCUUCAUCAGAAUUCCAGAGCGACCCUCCUGUUCGGCAAGAACAACGUACUGGUGCAGCCGAGGGAUGAUAUGGAAGCAAUCCCAGGGUACCUCUCUCUACACCAGACGGCUGACUGCAUGACUCUGAAAUGGACGCCAAAUCAGCUAAUGAACGGCUCCAUGGGAGAUCUCGACUAUGAGAAGAGUGUUUACUGGGACUACGCCAUGACGAUCCACCUGGAGGAGAUUGUGUACUUGCACUGUCAUCAGCAGGUGGAUUGUGGAGGAACAGUGGUUCUGGUUAGUCAGGAUGGGAUUCAAAGGCCACCGCUUCGUUUUCCCCGUGGUGGUCACCUCCUACAGUUCCUCUCCUGUCUGGAAAAUGGUCUGCUGCCUCACGGCCAGUUAGACCCGCCGCUUUGGUCCCAGAGAGGAAAGGGUAAGGUAUUUCCUAAGCUAAAGAAGAGAUGUCCACAGGGAUCCUCAGACUCUGUCUCAGACAAAGAAGAGGAAGAAGCAACAGAUUUUGUCUUCCGUAUUGUUUUCCCAAACAGUCAGUCAGAAUUUGUGACUUUUACCCAGUCCUCCCAUCUUUCACUGGGUACUGUCCUCCUGGCCCGAUCUCUCUCCCUGAACUCGAGAGGGCUGUGGCCUCCUAAACGGCAGAUGCUGGUGAUGCCAAAGCGCCACUGCAGCUCCCCGGGAGAGUCCCCAUCCUCCCCUGAGCUCAGCUUGGCACCAGAAUUGAUAGAUCAGGGAGCAAACAUGUGGCACCCAACACCAAGGAAAUCAUCUUGCUCUUCCUGCUCACAGAGUAGUUUCUCUGAUGGAGCACCGCCCAAUGGAUGCAAUCAUGAAAGGGCCCCUCUGAAGUUGCUGUGUGACAACAUGAAGAACCAAAUCAUCUCUCGGGCUUUCUAUGGAUGGCUGGCGUACUGCCGUCACCUGUCCACGGUACGCACUCACCUGUCUGGCCUUGUCAAUCACACUAUUGUGGAACCAGAUGUGCCCAGUGACGCCUAUGGAGGCCUCACGACAGAAGUGUGGCAGAAGUUUCUUCAAGACUGCAGCACCUAUGAGGAGAAGGAGUUACUGCGACUAGUUUAUUUUGGUGGAGUUGAGCCUUCUUUGCGAAAGGAGGUCUGGCCUUUCCUGCUGGGUCAUUACCAAUUUGGGAUGUCUGAGGCUGAGAGAAAAGAGAUGGAUGAGCAGAUGCGAGCGUGCUAUGAGCAGACAAUGAGCGAAUGGCUGGGGUGUGAGGCCAUUGUUAGGCAGAGAGAAAAAGAACAGCAUGCUGUGGCGUUAGCCAAGUGUUCAUCUGGGGCGAGUAUAGACAGCACCACACAGAGAAUAAUGCACCGUGACUCAACCGUCAGUUAUGAGUCCUCGCAGAGCUGUAGUUCAGGGAGGCAAAGAGAUUCCAGGCUGCAGAGCGACUCCAGCAGCAGUACUCAAUUCUUCACUUCCCAAAACCGCUUCCCCUGGAGUAGCUUUCUUCCGUUUGGCUUGUUUUUCCAGGUGUUUGAGUCCAUUGAAGAGGUCGACCAGAUCGAGUCCGAGCCCAAGAGUGAAGAUGCCAAACAGGUGUCCAAAAUCUCAAAUGGAACACCGCAAAAUGGCACAAGUUCUCCAGACUCCGGUCUACCCUCUUCCAGAAACUUCUCCAUUACUUCUGGUCAGUCGGACUCCUUGAGCACAGAGGACAGUGGGAUACAUGACCCAAGCCUUAAAGCUCAACCACAGCUUGCAGUAUCAAAGGAGAGGUUUGCGAGUUCAUCUGGUGAGGAAGGAAAGGUGACUGAGGAAGUUGUGGCAAUAUUAGAGAGAAGCAAGAAGGCCACAGAGAGCCUUUCCGAUAAAAGGUCAGAGGUCGAGACUGAGGGGUUGAAAAUGGCUCGCAGCCACAUGACCAAAAUGGAAGUGGGCGACUCUCCAGAGAGGACUUUGACAUCAGAAAAUGAAGCACUGACAGAGCGCACUGAGUCAGAAAUUCUCAAAGUGACAGAGGUCGAGGAAUCGACUACUCCAGAGCAGAAGAUGAAUGAGAAUCGGGUAAGUGUGGACACUGAAAGGUCCCACAUGGGAAUGAAAGAUAUCAGAGCAAUCCAAGAGGAACCUUUGGUUACAAAAGAUCAUAAGGUAUCGGAUGCACUUGAGCAGAAGAUUGUAGCUGACAUGCUGGUGUCUGUUUCAAAGGACGAUGAUACAGAGAAAGAAACCAAUGAAAUAAGCAAAGAUAAAGACUGCAAGACAUGCGUGGAUGACGCCAACAAUGUUAGUGGCACACAAAGUGCUUUAAAACCAAGUGAUAAGAAAGAGAACAAGACCAGUGAUUUACCCAGUGGAGCUGGAACAACAGUAAAGAGGAAAACAACAUCAGUUCUCCCAAAAACCAUUGGUACAGAGCUAAGAGAAGGGAAGGAUGAUUCAAAGAGAAGCACACAUAAAGAAAUGCAGAGGAACGCUCCAGUAAUUGAGGAGACGGUGGUCCCAUUGGUGCAUGAAGCUUUUAGCACAAGAGAGAUGGGUGAAGCCCAAGAUGCAACGGAGUCAGACGAGUCUCCCUCUGCAAUUGAAAUGGAAGAGAUUCCUACAGCUAAAGUGUCCAUGGCUUGGGAAAGGAAGAGUUCACCCAAAAGCAAGGCUAGUGAGCAGGCAGCUGUACCUGUAUUGGAGCUCAGGCUGGAGGAAGCUCAUGGAAAGCCCAGCUCUGAAGGAAUGGACUCUGAGGAGCCAGAGAUGGAGAGUCUUUGCCCACAGCUGGAUUCACUUGCUGUAAACACUGAGAAGAAUGAAGAUACCUCUCCAGUUGCCUCUAUUGGCACCACUUAUUCUCAAGAGCUUUUGGACCUGUACACUCUAAAUCUGCAUCGCAUUGAUAAAGACGUUCAGCGCUGUGACCGAAAUUACUGGUAUUUUACUCCUGCUAACUUGGAAAAAUUGCGCAACAUCAUGUGCAGUUAUAUCUGGCAGCACCUGGAAAUUGGAUAUGUCCAGGGCAUGUGUGACCUGCUCGCUCCCUUGCUAGUUAUUCUAGAUGAUGAGGCCAUGGCUUUCAGUUGUUUCACUGAACUAAUGAAAAGGAUGAAUCAAAAUUUUCCUCAUGGAGGUGCGAUGGACACACACUUUGCCAAUAUGAGAUCUCUCAUCCAGAUUCUAGACGCAGAGCUGUUUGAGCUAAUGCAUCAGAACGGAGACUACACACACUUCUACUUCUGCUAUCGCUGGUUUCUUCUUGACUUUAAAAGAGAGUUGGUGUAUGAUGAUGUGUUUGCUGUGUGGGAGGUCACCUGGGCUGCUAAGUGUGUCUCCUCCAGCCAUUUUGGGCUCUUCAUUGCUCUUGCAUUGGUGGAGAUAUACAGAGACAUCAUUCUAGAAAACAAUAUGGACUUCACAGACAUCAUCAAGUUUUUCAAUGAAAUGGCUGAGCAUCACAAUACCAAGCAAAUUCUGACUCUGGCUCGAGACCUGGUUUGCAAAGUGCAGACGCUUAUAGAGAACAAGUAACUCUGAAACCUCUCACCUCUGUUGUUUAAAUCAUGUUCGCAAUGUAACCCAUCAGCCCUUGCUACAAUACAACAGGGAACAUUUGGCCAAAGCUUAAUGAGCUUCAAGCAUACGGUAACAUUUCCAAUGCCAAACUUCUUGAUCUACCUGCAAUCAGUCAGUGUGCAAUUUAAGAGAGUCAUCUGGCUCUUUAAUCAGGUUUUACUGAACAUCAUAGUACAUGACAUUUCAUAAGCAGAUGCUGCUAAUGAGUGGUCAUUCACUGUUUGACAUGGAAUUUUAUCCUGUGUCUAAAAUGCAGUCAGGAUUACCAGUCAGUAGUGACUCGGGUGCUCUGUUCCAAAACCUAGCGAGCUGCCUUGCUGUCUACUGCCUACAUAAACUGAAACAGAACAUCAGAAGUGACUGAUUUGUUUCCAAUUUAAUUCCAGUAGAAUUUGGUGUUAGUAUGUUUGCUAAUAUAAUGACACUCAUACUGGACAUAGCACACACACACACAUUCUAGGUAGAAUAGUCAGUUUAAAUCAGAUUUAAACUUUUAUUGAUACUUGUCGGUGAAAACAAGUAUUUUGAAACAUUUUCUUCACUCAUGUGAUGCUGCCUUAUAAUUUAACCAAUAGAACAUAUCUUAGAAAGCAGCAUUAUGUUGCAGAUGUGUGCCUAUGAUGCCUUAAAAUGCUGCCUAUGUAGGCAGCUCACUAGGUUUUUAAACCGAGCAAUAGUUCAGGAGUUCAGGUCAGGUGCAUUUUAUUGCUAAGAGACGCUCACACUAGAUUUCAUGCUCCAUUUGCUUUCACAUAUAUGGAGUGCCCAUAUGUACACUGCUGUUCAAUAGUUUGG
This is a messenger RNA of Sinocyclocheilus grahami, 5140 nucleotides long. RefSeq names its product small G protein signaling modulator 1a (gene sgsm1a). Gene Ontology annotation, molecular function: GTPase activator activity. The transcript is spliced from 27 exons. Gene Ontology annotation, biological process: activation of GTPase activity. Lineage: Eukaryota; Metazoa; Chordata; Actinopteri; Cypriniformes; Cyprinidae. Bases 68 to 4300 code for a protein of 1410 amino acids. The record is from RefSeq and is a predicted model, not a curated record.